Messenger RNA from Sinocyclocheilus grahami, 4095 nucleotides. RefSeq names its product CCR4-NOT transcription complex, subunit 3b (gene cnot3b). The record is from RefSeq and is a predicted model, not a curated record. Gene Ontology annotation, biological process: regulation of DNA-templated transcription. Bases 199 to 2868 code for a protein of 889 amino acids. The transcript has 18 exons. Gene Ontology annotation, cellular component: CCR4-NOT core complex; nucleus. Lineage: Eukaryota; Metazoa; Chordata; Actinopteri; Cypriniformes; Cyprinidae.
CUAGCGGAGGAGGUGUUCCUGGCGGCCAUCUUUGAUGCGAGAAGUGAUUGUUUGGCGAAUAGAAAUAAUAGGAAAUAAAAAUAUAGCGUGAAAAGUUGGGGAAUUGUGGUGGAACUGAAGGGGCUGUUAAGAGGAAGAGUGAAACCUCAGGAAAAUCAGUAGAAGAAGGCAUGAAGCAAACAUCAUAGUCAAGAAGUCAUGGCUGAUAAAAGAAAACUUCAAGGGGAAAUAGACAGAUGUUUGAAAAAAGUUGCAGAAGGGGUAGAGCAGUUUGAGGACAUUUGGAAAAAGCUCUAUAAUGCAGCCAACGCCAACCAAAAAGAGAAAUAUGAAUCUGACCUCAAGAAAGAGAUAAAAAAACUACAGCGUCUUCGUGACCAGAUUAAGACAUGGGUCGCCUCCAGUGAGAUCAAAGACAAAAGACAGCUAGUAGAGAAUCGCAAAAUCAUUGAGACGCAAAUGGAGCGAUUUAAGAUUGUGGAACGGGAGACCAAAACAAAAGCGUACUCUAAAGAAGGACUCGGCCUCGCUCAGAAAGUCGAUCCUGCACAGAAAGAGAAAGAAGAGAUCGGCCAGUGGCUAGCGAACACGAUAGACACAUUAAACAUGCAAGUGGACCAGUUUGAGAGCGAGGUUGAAUCGCUUUCUGUGCAGACCAAGAAGAAGAAAGGAGACAAAGAGAAACAGGAUCGGGUCGAGGAACUGAAACGAAUGAUCGAGAGGCACCGGUUUCACAUCCGCAUGCUGGAAACCAUCCUUAGAAUGCUGGACAAUGACUCGAUACAGGUGGAUGCCGUCCGCAAGAUUAAAGAUGACGUCGAGUACUACCUUGAUUCCUCUCAAGAUCCUGACUUUGAGGAGAAUGAGUUUCUCUAUGAUGACAUUGAUUUAGAGGACAUACCCCAGCCAGUAGUUGCCACAUCUCCAACAGGUCACACAGAGGAUGAGAUCUUCCAGCACUCCAGUUCCACACCGACCUCCACAACGUCGUCAUCUCCCAUACCUCCCUCUCCAGCUACUUUCACUACGAAUUCGGAAGAUGAUAAGAAAAGAGGUUGUUCAACAGACAGUGAAAUCAGCCAGUCACCUACCAAGAAUGGAAAUCCAUCUUCAUCUCUAUCCUCCUCUUCCUCAUCGUCAUCCUCAUCCUCGGGAGUCUCUUCAAACUCUUUGAUCUCCAUGGCGACUGUCGCCAGCAGCAUAAGUUUGUCAUCAGGGAGCAGCAGCCUCUUAGGCAACAUGGUUGGCCCCCUCCAGAACUCUGGCAGCUAUAGUUCAGCAACCCAGCAACAAACACAGCAAUCCCAACAGCAGCACCUGCCCAAAAACUCAGUCUCCUCUCUCUCCAAUGCCAACUCGGUCUCCUCCAGCAACAGUAUCUUACUUCCAACAUCCACCUCCACGUCGUCGCCCAACACCAGCACACCGGGCCCACUGACACCCAGCUCGCAGAGCCAACCUCCAUUGGGAAUGGGCCUUUCCUCCAGUCUGGGCCUUGGGAAGGGGACGUCUGUGACUAGUGGCACAAACCAGAUGCCCGGUCUGGUUCUUUCAGGGAUGCCGGCAUCCUUAAACAGCAUGACUGGGUUUUUGAGCGGAUCCACCCCGGCGCCUUAUGCACAAGCGGCCGCCACAGGUUGCAUGGGCAGCGGGCUGUCAGCAUCAAUUGGAAUGAAUAUUAGCAGUACAAACUCCAGUGGAGUCGUAACCUCAGUGGGGACUAACGGAAGUCUAGGCUCCACAAGCCUCUUGGGCUCAGGGCCUGGUGUUCUGGGUCUUGGGUCCACACAGUCCACUGUGGAGCCCUUACCUUUGGUGGCUCCCAUCUCUGUGGGAGGCGCACUGACCUCAGGGAGCAACGUGGGAGUUAUCGGAAGCAACGGAGGAACCUCUGGGACAGGAAACGCAGCGGGAAGUGCUGUGCUACCACGGCCACCUAGUGGGCCGAAACAAAACGGCGGUACAAGUUAUAGUGCUGUGGUAGCAGACAGCACGUCAGACUCCGCCCUCAACUGUGCCAUCCAAUCACAGAAUAGCCAAUCCUCAUCCUUAAAUUCCUCAACAAAUCAGCCUAAGGACAGUGGGUCCAGCCUUCUGGGGUUGAUGACACUGCCGCCCAGCUCGCCCUCACCGUCAUACAGUGAGAGUAAAGCAGGCGGUGGCAGCCUGCUGAACGGCCCGCACUCAUACACACAGGCUGCCGACACCAUCAAGCAUCAGGAGCCUCCAAGCUCUUUAAAGUCGAUGGCAGAGAGGGUUGCCCAGGGCUCAGGGUUAGAAGGAGAGCUGUCUGCACUACAUAUCUCAAGUGAUAUAUUUCCCAGCUCCACGGCCCCUUCAGGUACUCCUGCAGCACCUCAGUCUGCUCUGUCAGAGGUGAGCAUCCCCCCAUCGUUGGGCGUGUGUCCACUGGGCCCCGUCCCCCACUCCAAAGAGCAACUCUACCAGCAAGCCAUGCAGGAGUCCGCCUGGAUGCACAUGCCUCACCCGUCCGACUCGGAGAGGAUCAGGCAGUACCUGAUGAGGAACCCCUGCCCAACACUGCCUUUUCACCAGCAGGUGCCACCUCCUCACUCCGACACUGUGGAGUUCUACCAGAGACUGUCUACAGAGACCCUCUUCUUCAUCUUUUACUACUUAGAGGGUACAAAAGCGCAGUAUCUAGCAGCCAAGGCCUUGAAAAAACAAUCAUGGAGGUUCCACACCAAGUACAUGAUGUGGUUCCAGAGGCACGAGGAGCCCAAGACCAUCACUGAUGAGUUUGAGCAAGGGACAUAUAUUUACUUUGACUAUGAGAAAUGGGGCCAGAGAAAAAAGGAAGGAUUCACAUUUGAGUACAGGUACCUUGAAGACCGGGACCUCCAGUGACGGAUGGUCAACUAGAAUGGAGGACUACUGUCGACAUUCCGGACUGAAUCAACACACACAUGUACACUCUCUUUCAUUCAUCAGGGAGGAGACCCAGAUGCACGUGUGAGGCUGUUUUAUGUCUCUCUGGUGCAUAGUGCAUCUGGAGCCCCUCCCACUCUUUACAAUUCUCCCCGCCCACCAGCCACUCCCUUCGUGACUCCGCCCUCUCAUUCAGACUUAACCCCAGUAAAUCACCCUUUUCUGAGAACUUUAUGGAGCAUUUUUGUGCCAAUAAAGAAGUUGAGUGUCAUCAAAUAAAACAUUCACCCUGUCAGCAAGAUUACAAAUACAAAUCAGUGUGGAUGAAUUAUUUUGCCUAUAGUUUGGCUAUAAUAUUGAUAACUUAAAGCCAACUAAUACAGAUUCUCUGCGCCACAGUUGUGUUAUUCCGAAAAUUAUUCGUUUAAAGUAAACAUAAGCAAUACAUUCAUAUGCACAAUAAUUUUCUUGCAUAUACCUGUCCACCAAAGCUGCUGUUUUCUCUUACCAAGCGUGUGUUUUGGCUUGUUACACCCUUGUCUUGUUAGCUCUGAUCAAAGCACAGGUCUUAAUACAGAUUAGCUUGCAAGUACGUGUUCCAAAUUCUAAUAUUGAUAUUCGUAAUCGUGCUAUCACUGUGGCACCAAGUAAUUGCACCAGUUCAAGCACACUAUUUUUGUUUAUAGACAACAAACAACAGGAGACCAAGUACACGUCACUCAGCUUGUGACUCUCAUCAAAAGAAACGUUUUUUAGACUCAGAAAGGGAAUUAAUUCAUGUUUAUUUAGUAGAGUAAAUGCACAUCUCCAACUGUAAUUUUUGAAAAGCGACAGGCUUCAGUAGACUUGCAUGUCUUACAGAUUUCAUUUCAAAGUAGCACUCAUAAAUUUUCCAGGAUUCUGUUGCCCUUAUUUGUUUGUGCUGUAUAGAUGAACAUCCACCAAAAUAAUUUUAAUAAGAAGAAAAUGCUGUAGAGGUGAAUAAAGUCAGUCAUUUUGACAUUUCUUUACAAUUCAGCAAGAAUGGGGCGUUAAAUAUCCAAUCUUACGAAAUGCCCAUGCACACAAUCUUGUUUUUAUCUUAACCUUUAUCUUUCCCGAUGAGCGUGUGGAAGAGAGCUGAAAUGUGAAUUAUAUAUAUAUUUUUUUCCUAACUGGAAAAGUGUUGUUCAGAACAUUUGUUCUCCUCCUGUUGACCCCCCCCCC